Geodia barretti is the source of this 2363-nucleotide messenger RNA. Lineage: Eukaryota; Metazoa; Porifera; Demospongiae; Tetractinellida; Geodiidae. The record is from the annotation of a GenBank genome assembly.
CUGGAGCUAGGCCUCCAUUUUUCACGUCGUCCUGGUCUCGCGUGGCUGCUCAAGGUCGCUCGGCCCACGUCAACGUGCGUCACGUUGCGCGCUAGAAGGAAGGAGGCCCAUCCCACCGCGGAGGAGAGGCUCGUGAGCUUGCGGAGCACCGAGAAAAGGUGACAUAGCUAUUUGUUCAUCUAGUUUGCGACCCUAAAAAUCAUUAAGUCCCAAUUGAAAAAUGGUAUAACCAAGUACAGAGAUGGAGCUAAAGGUGGCCGACAUCGCAAUAGCUGCAGUGGCAGUUGGUUCGCUGAUUGUUGGCUACGUCACACUGAAAGUAGCAUUCUCAGAUAUAGAGUCAAAGAAAGAAGAGGAGCGAGUUUCGUCUGGGUCUGAUUCUGGUACCGGAAUGGAAUCGCCACCUCGACCGCUGGUGUUGACAGGGCCGUCGGGCUCUGGAAAGAGCACUCUACUGAAACUGCUGUUUGACGAAUUCCCAGACGCUCUAGGGUUCAGUGUUUCACAUACCACUAGAAACCCGAGAUCAGGCGAGAAAGAUGGAAGAGAGUAUCACUUUACUAGUAGAGAGGAAAUGAAAAAGAGCGUGGAGGAAGGGAACUUCAUAGAAACGGCUGAGUUUGCGGGGAAUGUGUAUGGAACGAGUAAGCAAGCGGUGAGGGACGUGCAAUCAACUGGAAGAAUAUGUGUCCUGGAUAUUGACAUACAAGGUGUUAUCAGCAUGCGAAAGACAGAUCUCAAUCCGAUGUAUGUGUUCAUCAAACCACCUUCAGUUGAGGAACUGGAGAAGCGUCUGCGAGCAAGAAAUACAGAAUCUCAAGAAAGCCUCCAGAGAAGGCUGGACAGAGCCAAGACUGAGAUGAGAGAGGGUCAUGUGUGUUCCGUCAUGGAGGAGCAAAUGUCGAAAUAUCGCCUAACGGAGGAAACGCUGAAAAAGCGAUGCUCCGACGGACACAUUCUAGACAUAGGGGUUUUCAUAGCCUGGAGAACAGUUGGUCCUCGCCUUGAUAAAAUCAGCCAAACGGACGUAGAAGAUAUUGACCGUGAUGGACACAACGAGUCAGAGAGGAGAGGGAUGCUGCUUCCUCUGUGGGUAGAAAGGAACGGAGAUGAUGCUACUUACUACAAACUGAUCAAGGCAAUGCUAGAAGCAAGGAACGGGUCAAAUGCUGACGAAGUCUGCAAGCUGCUUUUACCUGACAACGGUUGGAUGUCGAGGACCUUCCCUGCAACUUUUUCUACCUUUCCCAUCCUGCCCAACAUGUCUGCCUUGAUGCCAUCUCGCCUGCCGUCACGCCUGCAGCCACCACCACCACCACCGGCGAUCACCAGCCCGGGACAUCGUUUACUGGUAAUUACAGGGGCAUCGGGCUCAGGAACCAAACCACUGCUGCAGCGACUCCUCACCGGUUUCCCCAACAAAUUUGAAGUCUGCGUUCCACGUACUACAAGAGUUCCCAAGGAAGGAGAGACACAAGGAAAAGAAUAUCACUUCACCACCAAGGAGGAAAUGCAGACGGGGAUUAAUGGAGGGAAAUACCUGGAGUGGGUUGAGUACUCUGACGCCAUGUAUGGAACGAGUGCAACUGCCGUGAAAGAGAUUCAGUCUCGAGGCAAGAUUUGUGUGCUUGAAAUGGACGAUGUGAAGCGCGUUCGGAGCAUUAAAGAACAUGCAGACACCGACCCAUAUCUUGUCCUCAUUCAGCCGUCCUCUCGAACUGAAAUGGACAGUGAUAUGACAUUUGACCUUACCAUUACAAGUGACGAGGAAGAAGAGGCGUACAAGACACUCAAAGAAGCCUUAACUGAAGAAAGUGCAUUCAGUGGAUUUUUAACAGCAAAAACUCAGUCACAAAACGUCCGGGUAGGAAUCUACAACACCUAUCAAGUCAUGAAAAACUAUGUCAUUGUCAUUGUUCUUGCUACCAUCCUCGGCGUGUACGUAAUUCCCCUCGAGUUUUAGUCAUGUGACAUCUUCGGAACUCUGCUGUCUCGUGUGUUUUCCCAAUUUCGUUUUUUUGGCUGUUGUAAAUUCAUGUGAUUUUUCUCGUCUGGAAUCGGGACAAUCUGGACUGGGAAUGGGAAUUCCUAGCCCGUCCAUUACCCUCGUCAUGACGUCGUCCACAUAGCCGUGGAUUAUGAGAUCAGCCUUCUUGUCAUAUUUUGUGGGCUGUAGGUUACAGAUGACUACACUCCCUCCGUUCUUCUUGGCCAGGAGAGGGAGCUUCCCAGCAGGCAGGAUCUGUAGGGUGGUUCCUAGACACAGGGAGAGGUCCGCACACCUGUACUGGCGUGGCGUUCGGCUCUCUCUGUCUCUUCCACUGGUAGCUCGUCCUCCCAGUCCAGCACCGUGUCCCUCAGUC